Molecule: messenger RNA, 6585 nt
Organism: Clupea harengus (Atlantic herring)
Lineage: Eukaryota; Metazoa; Chordata; Actinopteri; Clupeiformes; Clupeidae
Product: ubiquitin carboxyl-terminal hydrolase 32-like
Biological process (GO): protein deubiquitination
Cellular component (GO): Golgi apparatus
Molecular function (GO): calcium ion binding; cysteine-type deubiquitinase activity
Source: RefSeq, a predicted model, not a curated record
UGACGUGGCAUCGACUCGUAUCGGAGUCUGGACCAGAGGCUCGGAGGGAGGUGUCAUCCAGUGUGCAAACAGACAAGCUGCAGGGAAUUACUCAGAAGCUAACAGCAGCUUGCCAGCUUCUUUUAACAAUCAAAACAACACUCUGGGAUAUGCAUUUAAUUUCAUAAUAUUUCAUGCCAUGAAAUGAAGAGAAGAUGGGGGCCAAAGAGUCAAGGAUCGGUUUCCUCUCUUAUGACGAGGCCAUCAAAAGAGUCACUGAUGUGGAACUCAAACGGCUGAGAGAUGCCUUCAGGAGGACCAGUGGUUUAUCCUACUACAUGAACCAGCAAUGCUUCUUCAAGGAGGUGCUGGGGGAUAUGGUGCCCCCUCGGGUGGCCGAGGUAAUCUACAACUCAUUUGGAGGGACGUCUAAAGGCCUGCACUUCAACAACCUUAUCGUUGGGCUUGUGCUGUUGACGAGGGGGCGGGAUGAAGAAAAGACCAAGUACAUCUUCAGCCUGUUUGCCAGUGAGUCGGGCAGCUAUGCCACGCGGGAGGACAUAGAGGCCAUGCUGCAGGCCGUGGAUGGAGAGAUCCCUGUUUCCCUCCGCAAGUGUUUCACUGAGGGGGAGAAGGUGAAUUAUGAGAAGUUUAAGAGCUGGAUCCUGCAGAAUAAGGAUGCUUUCACAUUCUCCCGCUGGCUUCUCUCAAGUGGCGUGUGUGUCACCCUGACCGACGACAGUGACACACCCACCUUCUACCAGACGCUGGCCGGAGUGACCCACUUGGAGGAGGCAGACAUCAUUGACCUUGAGAAGCGGUACUGGCUGCUGAAGGCUCAGUCGAGGACGGGCCGCUUUGACCUGGAGACCUUCGUGCCUCUGGUCUCGCCCCCCAUUCACACAUCACUGAGUGAAGGCUUGUUCCAUGCCUUUGAUGAGAACAGGGAUAAUCACAUCGACUUCAAGGAGAUCUCAUGUGGUCUGUCAGCCUGCUGUAGGGGCCCACGCGCUGAGAGGCAGAAGUUUUGCUUCAAAGUGUUUGAUGUGGAUCGAGACGGGGUGUUGUCUCGAGAGGAGAUCCGAGAGAUGGUGGCUGCACUGCUGGAGGUGUGGAAGGACAACCGCACCGACUUCAUUCCAGAGCUGAGCAUCAGUGUGACUGACAUCGUGGAGGACAUUUUGAAAACACACGACACAACCAAACAGGGUCAUCUGUCUCUGGAGGACUAUCAGAUCUGGAGUGUGCAGAGUGCCCUGGCCGACGAGUUCCUCAACCUGCUGUUUCAGGUGUGCCAUAUAGUCCUGGGGUUGCGGCCCGCUUCUCCUGAGGAGGAGGGACAGAUCAUCAGAGGCUGGCUGGAGAGAGAGAGCAGACAUGGGCUGCAGCCAGGAGACUACUGGUUUCUCAUCGCCACACUGUGGUGGCAGCAGUGGAAAGACUAUGUCAAAUAUGACAGUAAAGCGAUCGUGAUGGAGCAGCCGUCUGUGUUUGGGACCGGUCGGAGCCCAGUGGGGUCGGGUUCGGGGGGGAUUGCUCACACCCCUGACGCGGGGGAUGGGGGGAUGGCCAACUCUCACUCCUCAUCGGAGGAGAAAUUCUCUGACAACAUCUCCAGCGCCUCAGAGGCCUCAGAGACCACCAGUGGGAGUCUUCUGCCCUCCAGCUCCACGGCGACAGACAUCUGCUUCGCGCGGCAGACGGACACCUCAGACACAGACAGCCAGAGUUUCCUGGGGACCGAUGGGAAUGUGUCGGCACAGAGACCCGGCGCCAUCGACAACCAAACACUCGUUACCUCAGAGCCCCUUAAGGCUCCCACGCUGACCAUGGAAGGAGGGCUGCUGAGGCGCUCCCCCAGGCUGCGCCACGGGCAGGACUUUGAGGUUGUGCCCGAGCCCGUGUGGAGGGCGCUGUACCACUGGUAUGGAGCCAACCUUAGCCUACCUCGGCCGGUGGUCAGACAGGCGGAUAUGGAGCGUGCGGAGCUAGAGCUCUUCCCCAGACACCUGCUCUUCCUGAGGCAGCAGCCUCCUCCGCGCACCCCCCAGUCCAACGGCUGGGCCAACAUGGGUAACAUGCCCUCUCCCAGUGCCCCUCUGAAGCGAGUGCUGGUCUACACAGGCUGCUUCAGUAGAGUGGGUUCCAUCAAAGACAUCCAUGAGUAUCUGUCCCAGAGGCUCCGCAUCAAAGAGGAGGACAUGAGGCUUUGGCUGUACAACAACGAGAACUUUCUCACCCUUCUGGAUGAUGAGGACCACUCUCUGGAUGACUUGAAGAUUCCAGAUGAACAAUACAUGGUUAUAGAAGUGCGGAACAAGGACAUGAGCUGGCCCGAGGAGAUGUCCUUCCUAGCCAACAGCAGCAGGAUGAGCAGACACAAAGUAGUUCCUACUGAAAAGGGGGCAACUGGGCUCAGUAACCUUGGCAACACGUGCUUCAUGAACUCAAGCAUCCAGUGUGUGAGCAACACUAAGCCCCUCACCGAAUACUUUACCUCAGGACGACACCUCUACGAGCUCAACAGGAUCAAUCCGAUCGGGAUGCGGGGUCAUAUGGCCAAAUGCUAUGGUGAUCUGAUGCAGGAGCUGUGGAGCGGCACCCAGAAAAGCGUGGCACCUCUUAAACUCAGGUGGACGAUAGCAAAGUACGCGCCGCGGUUCAACGGCUUCCAGCAGCAGGACUCCCAGGAGCUGCUGGCCUUCCUGCUUGAUGGUCUCCAUGAGGACCUGAACCGCGUCCACGAGAAGCCCUACGUAGAGUUGAAGGACAGCGAUGGGCGACCCGACUGGGAGGUGGCGUCUGAGGCGUGGGAGAAUCACCUGAGGAGGAACCGUUCUAUCGUGGUGGACUUGUUCCAUGGUCAACUACGCUCCCAGGUCAAGUGUAAGACCUGCGGCCACGUCAGCGCUCGCUUCGAUCCCUUCAACUUCCUCUCGUUGCCCCUGCCUAUGGACAACUCCAUGCACUUAGAGAUUAUAGUGAUCCGUCUGGACGGCUCCACGCCGGUGCGGUAUGGCCUCCGGCUGAAUGUGGAUGAGAAGUACACCGGUCUCAAGAGGCUCCUGAGCAAGCUGUGCAGCCUCAGGCCUGAGCAGAUUCUGCUGGCUGAGGUCCACUCAUCCAACAUUAAGAACUUUCCACUGGACAACCAGAAACUGCGGCGUGCAGUGACCGGGUUCCUGUGUGCGUUUGAGAUCCCCGUGCCAGGUUCCCCCUCAUCAGCCGUCUCUACUCCCGUAGAGAACUGUGAUGAGGUGCCAGUUCUGCCAAAUGGAAACGCCAUCAUGGUGGGGAACAGCUCCCACCUCAAGCUGGAUCUGAUGCCAAAGGGGAUGCCCAGCACCGUGGUACCCUGUGGCACAGAGACCAGCCCUGCCAAUGGCAUGCCCAAUGGCCACGAGAUGCCACCUAUCGAUAGCCCAUUCACUGGCUACAUCAUCGCCAUCCAUAGGAAAAUGAUGCGGGCAGAGUUGUACUUCCUGUCGUCCCAGAAGAACAGGCCCAGUCUGUUUGGCAUGCCACUGAUCGUGCCGUGCACGGUGCACACCCGGGCGCGGGACCUCUACGACGCCGUGUGGACUCAGGUGUCCCGCCUGGCCAGCCCCCUCCCCCCACAGGAGGCCAGUAACCAUGCACAGGACUGUGACGACAGCAUGGGCUACCAGUACCCCUUUACCCUGCGCGUGGUGCAGAAGGAUGGCAACUCCUGUGCCUGGUGCCCCUGGUACAGGUUCUGCCGAGGCUGUGCCAUUGAGUGCAGUGAUGAGCCGGCCACGGUGGGGAACGCCUACAUCGCCGUGGACUGGGACCCUACAGCCCUGCACCUCCGCUACCAGACCUCACAGGAGAGGAUGGUAGAGGAGCAUGUGAGUGUGGAGCUGAGCCGGCGGGCCCAGGCUGAGCCCAUCAGUCUGGACAGCUGUCUGCGGGCCUUCACCAGCGAGGAGGAGCUGGGCGAGGACGAGCUCUACUACUGCUCCAAGUGCAAGACCCACCGGCUGGCCACCAAGAAGCUGGACCUCUGGAGGCUGCCCCCCAUCCUGAUUGUCCAUUUGAAAAGGUUCCAGUUUGUGAACGGGCGGUGGAUAAAGUCUCAGAAGAUCGUGAAGUUCCCCAGGGAGAAUUUUGACCCCAGCGCCUUCCUUACACCAAGGGAGGCGGAGCAAGAAGGUUCCAGUGACGAGCUACGGGACCUGGGGGCGGGGCCAAAGUCUGGGAGUGGAGAUGGUGCUAACUCCUCCUCCACGGCCAGUGACAUGAAAGAGUCUCCUGGUGUGGCGCGCACCCCUAGUGGGCCCUUGAGUAGGGAGGGCAGCCCGAGUGACAGCCCCAAGCGCGACGGGCGGCGGCACGGACGCGUCUUUCCCCCACAGCUGGACGUGCGGCUGCAGCUUUCCCUCAGCAAGGAGAGCCUGGACAGUGGCCGCGAGAGCCCCAUGGACCUGGAGCCCAACGCCACAGCUGCCACCUCUGGAGGCGCGGGAGGAGGAGGAGGAGAACUGACAAGGGUGGAUGCGGACGCGGAGGGCGUGGGGGGGCUGGACUCGGCUCUGGGGGAGGACGCAGGCAGCAGGGACUGUGAUAACACCAUGUCCAUGUCGGAGCUGGAGAGCAAUGGCUGCACGGAGGACAGCAUGGAUUUGGAAGCCUUGCAGGACCAGCGCGACCGGGGUUGUUUGGACCCCAUGUAUGACCUGUAUGCAAUAUCAUGUCACUCAGGAAUUCUGGGAGGAGGCCACUAUGUGACAUAUGCCAAAAACCCAAACAGAAAAUGGUACUGCUACAAUGACAGCAGCUGCAAGGAGUUGAGCUCGGACGAGAUAGACACGGACUCCGCUUACAUCCUCUUCUACGAGCAGCAAGGCCUGGACAGGUCCCUCUUCAUGCCAAAGACGGAGGGCAAAAAGAUGGCCGACACCAGCAGCAUGGAUGAGGACUUUGAGAUGGACUACAAGAAGUACUGCGUCCUUCAGUGAGCUCGUUCGGGCUUUCUUGCUGGACGCCUAUGGACCUUUGGGGGUUACGUCGGGUGGAGGAGGGCGUACUGAUGUCCACACAGCUGUCGAGGUCUCUCAGAUUGAGAGGGAAAUUCAUUACUGAAAUCGUCACAGAUGUCUCUCUGUGCUGUGUUUCAUGUCUGUGUCGUCAUUGUUGCUUUCCUUUUGUUCAUUUGUUCAUUGUGGCCCCAGAAGGUUUUUUUUUAGUUUUUUUUUUCACCUAAAUGUAUUAAUGUAGUUUGGUUUGUGUUGCCAGUUUGCGGCACUGUCCGUUGAUUUCAAGCCCAAAUGAAUCAAGAGAGAGUAAGUGUGCUCAUUGCCAAUGUCUUAACACUAAGAAAAGGUUUUUUUUUUAUGACAAGAUUUAUGCUGGAUAUGUUUGUGGUCUUGAGGCCGAGCCAGGCGUCUGAUCCAUCUCCAUUUAUGAGGACAGAGAGGAACACAUCAGCAUUUUAUGUCCUCUGUGUAUGAAAUGGUACUUUUUUUUUAAUUAUUAUUAUUAUUAUUAUUGCUGGACGUUUUAUGGUAUUGAAUGUCACCGUUCCCGAGAAAUCGGAAACUGUACCAUCAGGGAAGAAGUGCACAUGUCAGUUGGUGCCAUGCUUGGAUCCAUCGUUACAAAUUUAUUUCCAGAAGCUUCUUUUGUAAUAUCAAAUACUCUCUUAGACUAUGAUCGAGCCUGAUGAAACUAGACGCUCGUAUCCCUCGGAGAUAAGAGAUAACGCACCUUUGGAGUGGGGUUGGAGGGAGGGGGGGGUGGGGUGGGGUGGGAUGUUGGAUGUUUCCCUGUGAUGUCACACUAGUCCAGUUAGCCUGUGCCAAUAAGAUUUUGUAGCCCAAACCUGACCUGUUACUUUGUUCUUCCAGAGUGGGAGACAUGAAGAAUUACUGAGUGGUUUUACUGAACUGUGUGGAUAAAGCCAACCCAGAUUUGGCUGAGACGACACAUGCUUAUAACCUUAGUGCUAUCUAUUGGUGUUUAUGUCCCAUGGAGAAUAAGCUUUGUAUUAUGGUAUUGGCCUUGAUAUGGUACAGAAGAUAGUCUCAACUGUUACAGACAUGAUUAGUCCCUUAUUCAGUACGUUGUACUGUUACCAACCUUCCCAUGUGUUUGUGAAAUGUUUGCCAUGCUUACAAUGUGUGGGGGAAUUGUCUUUGACCACUGAAUCUAGUCAGAAAGUAAUUUGUUGUCAUUUGUAGGUAAGACUUCAUACUGGCUGUUAUUCUAGAUUCAGCUUCUCAAAUUUCAUCAGGGUUUUUUCUUUCUUUUUUCUUUGUCAUGACACAGCACUUUUCAUUAUCAGCAGACUAUUCAUGCAUGAUAAUCGACUACUGAAACAUUUGUCUUUGUUAUUUUUUUUAAAAUAAUUUACAUUUUGAGUUAAUAAUUUAAUGUAUGUUGUUUUGUAAAGUUUUGUUUAAAAAAAAAAAAAACGAAAACCUGACGCUUACUUUGCACUGACCCCAGAGGUGUUGAACAAGGUGUACAUAGAGACUUGGCAAAUUAAUGUAUGUGAACAUGAACUGUUGAGAGAUGAGCUGUACUGUAUAUGAGUGACGCUGUACCUGUAACUAUUAAAGCUUGUACAAAGGCUGAAGCAACACA